Messenger RNA from Rotaria sp. Silwood2, 207 nucleotides. The record is from the annotation of a GenBank genome assembly. NCBI's taxonomy places the organism in Eukaryota, Metazoa, Rotifera, Eurotatoria, Philodinida, Philodinidae.
AUGUUUAAACUGGAACAGUUUUUAGCAAAAGAUGAAGGUUUGAGAGAUGAAGAAGGUGUAGCACCACCAAAACGUCGAAGAGGCGUUCGUAUCGCCGAAGAAUCAUUAGGAAGAUUAUGGGAUAAAUUAGAAAAUAAUAAAAUUGAUAAAGAAACCUUUUUGAAGAGUGCUGGUCUUCGAUAUUUUCAAAUUUUGAAAAUUGAAUAA